Cephus cinctus (wheat stem sawfly) is the source of this 1218-nucleotide messenger RNA. RefSeq names its product vacuolar-sorting protein SNF8 (gene lsn). The coding region runs from base 340 to 1095 and encodes 251 amino acids. Gene Ontology annotation, cellular component: ESCRT II complex. Gene Ontology annotation, biological process: protein transport to vacuole involved in ubiquitin-dependent protein catabolic process via the multivesicular body sorting pathway. The transcript has a single exon. The record is from RefSeq and is a predicted model, not a curated record. NCBI's taxonomy places the organism in Eukaryota, Metazoa, Arthropoda, Insecta, Hymenoptera, Cephidae.
AUAACUGACACUGCCAUGAAAGCGAGUAACGCUAAUAUCGGGCUUUCAUAAAUUGUGCUAAAUUCAACAAAAACCGAAGCAAGAUAGGUUAAUGCUUUACCUAUGUGAAGUAGCGCGACAGCAUCGACUUAUUAAAUUUUUGCUUGACAGUUUAAAGAGUUGGCCUUUAAUCAUAGAUGAACUGAUCUUAUAAAAAUAACAUCUAAUAAAAAGCGAUUAAAACACGAGUGACAUCGUUGUGCAUUAAUAAAAUAACUUUGAGUAGAAACAUUUUAGUCAUAUCGCAUCUCGUAAUUUCGUAAUAUAACCUGUAGUUUGUUGUGAAUAACUUCUUUAAAAAUGAGACGAAGAGCAGGUGUCGGAGCAAUCCACAAGCAGAAACUGGAACAGGAAAAGUACAAAGAUAAAGGGACGGAAAUCCAGGAAAAUCAGUUGGAGCAAAUGAGCAAGCAGAUGGAGGUGUUUCGAAUUAACCUUGAAAAAUUUGCUGCAAAGCACAAGAAUGAAAUUAAAAAAAAUGCUCAGUUUCGUAGACAGUUUACGGAAAUGUGUGCCUCGAUUGGCGUGGAUCCUCUUGCAUCUGGGAAAGGAUUUUGGUCAGUUCUUGGCAUUGGAGAUUUUUACUAUGAACUCGCUGUGCAAAUCGUUGAAGUCUGCCUAGCUACAAACUACAAGAAUGGUGGAUUAAUUUAUUUGGAUGAAUUAAGGGACAGGCUAAUUCAGGCCAGAGGACGUCGCAAAGAACACCAAGAAAUAACCAACGAGGAUCUGUUGGCAGCUGCUAAGAAGCUUAAAAUUUUUGGAAAUGGAUUUUCAAUUGUUCCUCUUGGCCGAGGAAGACAUUUAGUACAAUCAAUUCCAGGAGAACUUAGUAUGGAUCAUACAGCUGUAUUACAGCAAGCCAGUCAGUCUGGAAAUGCAUAUGUUUCCAAAUCUUUGUUACAAAAAGAACUCCGUUGGGAAAGUGAUAGGACACAAAAAGCAUUGGAUCACAUGGUAAAAGAAGGCUUAGCAUGGUUAGAUUUGCAAGGGGAAGAGGAAACUCUUUACUGGUUUCCCAGUAUGUUCACAGCAUGCAUUAACUCCAGCUCGUAGCUGAAGCUCAUAUAAGACAAUGAAUUUGGGAACUUAGGAUUAAAUGUCAACUAAUAGUUGAUGUGGCUGGUACCAAAAUGUAUUUUCGAAAUAAUAAAAGUUUUCUUUGUUGUGUUAUUUACA